AGGGGCAGGACCUCCCACGCAGAGGCUAGAUUGAGCGGAGACGCUAGCAACGUUGUUAGAUGUCCCAAAGCCCAAGGGGCCUGAGAUCCUUGGUCCAGCGUCUCGGGCGCCACGGCGUCCUCCUUUUCGGGUCCAGUCCGCGCCUUUCCCGCGACCCGCUUAGGCUCGCGCGUGUGUGGCCGCCAGCCCCGCGCCGAGGACAGGCCGGGUGACCGGGAAGAAAGCACGUGCUGGAGCGUUGUAGCGGCCGAGGGCGCGUCUGUUAUCGCCACGCCGCGCCCAGGUCGUGCGGGAGGUCCCCCGCGCGGCGUGUGGUGCGCGGAAGGCCCCGGGCGCCGCGGGCCCCGGGCCGCGGGCUCCGGGCUCCUCGGCGCCUCCGGCGACCUCGGCCCCUGAGGUCGUCUCUCGGGCGCUGGCUGGCGUCGCUCUUGGCCGUGUUCUCCUGUGCAGAGUGCGACUCCCCGGCUUCGCCCCUGGCCUGCGGAGGAGGAGACUCGGCGGCAUGUCGCCCGCGCUGCCAGAGCUGACGCCUUCCGCAGGUGUGAAGAAAAGCCUGCAGGAUGAGAUUGAAGCCAUUCUGCGGGAGAGGAUCAUGGUGCUGGAUGGAGGGAUGGGGACCAUGAUCCAGCGGCAUAAGCUAAGUGAAGAAGACUUCCGAGGUCACGAAUUUCAAGAUCAUGCCACGUCCCUAAAAGGCAACAAUGACAUUUUAAGUAUAACUCAACCCAACGUCAUUUACCAGAUCCAUAAGGAUUACUUGCUGGCUGGGGCAGAUAUCAUUGAAACAAACACUUUCAGCAGCACUAGCAUUGCCCAAGCUGACUAUGGCCUUGAACACUUGGCCUACCAGAUGAAUAGAUGCUCCGCGGGGGUGGCCAGAAAGGCAGCCGAGGAGGUGUCCCUCCAGACAGGAAUUAAGAGAUUUGUGGCAGGAGCUCUGGGUCCAACUAAUAAGACACUGUCGGUGUCCCCGUCUGUGGAGAGACCAGAUUACAGAAACAUUACAUUUGAUGAGCUCGUUGAAGCAUAUAGAGAGCAGGCCAAAGGGCUUCUGGAUGGUGGAGUUGAUGUCUUACUCAUUGAGACUAUUUUUGAUACUGCUAAUGCCAAGGCAGCCUUGUUCGCACUCCAGACACUUUUUGAAGAGGAGUAUCCCCCUCGACCUAUCUUUAUUUCAGGGACAGUUAUUGAUAAAAGUGGGCGAACUCUUUCUGGACAGACGGGAGAAGCAUUUGUCAUCAGCGUGUCUCAUGCAGACCCACUCUGCAUUGGAUUAAACUGUGCUCUGGGUGCAGCUGAAAUGAGACCUUUUAUUGAAACAAUUGGGAAAUGUACAACAGCCUAUGUCCUCUGUUAUCCCAAUGCAGGUCUUCCCAACACGUUUGGUGACUACGAUGAAACUCCGGAUAUGAUGGCCACACAACUAAAGGACUUUGCUGCGGAUGGCUUGGUCAAUAUAGUGGGUGGUUGCUGUGGUACGACCCCAGAUCAUAUCAGGGAGAUUGCUAAAGCUGUGAAGAACUGUAAGCCUAGAGUUCCACCUGCCACUGUUUUUGAAGAGCAUAUGUUACUAUCUGGUCUAGAGCCCUUCAGGAUCGGACCGUACACCAACUUUGUUAACAUUGGAGAGCGCUGUAACGUGGCAGGAUCCAGGAAGUUUGCUAAACUCAUCAUGGCAGGAAACUAUGAAGAAGCACUGACCAUUGCCAAAGUGCAGGUGGAAAUGGGAGCGCAGGUGUUGGAUAUCAACAUGGAUGAUGGCAUGCUGGAUGGUUCGAGUGCCAUGACCAGAUUUUGCAACUUCAUUGCUUCCGAGCCCGACAUUGCCAAGGUGCCCUUGUGCAUUGAUUCUUCCAAUUUCGCCGUGAUUGAAGCUGGCUUGAAAUGCUGCCAGGGAAAAUGCAUUGUCAACAGCAUUAGCCUGAAGGAGGGAGAGGAUGACUUCUUGGCGAAGGCUAGGAAAAUUAAGAAGUUUGGAGCCGCUGUGGUGGUCAUGGCUUUUGACGAAGAAGGGCAGGCGACAGAAACAGACACCAAAAUCAGAGUGUGCAUGCGGGCAUACCACCUACUCGUGAAAAAACUGGGCUUUAAUCCAAAUGACAUCAUCUUUGACCCUAACAUCCUCACCAUUGGUACUGGGAUGGAAGAGCACAACUUGUAUGCUGUUAAUUUUAUCCACGCAACAAAAAUCAUUAAAGAAACCCUGCCUGGAGCCCGAGUAAGUGGAGGUCUUUCCAACUUGUCCUUCUCCUUCCGCGGCAUGGAAGCCAUCCGAGAGGCAAUGCAUGGGGUUUUCCUUUACCACGCAAUCAAGUUUGGUAUGGACAUGGGGAUAGUGAAUGCUGGAAACCUGCCUGUGUAUGAUGAUAUCCACAAGGAGCUUCUCCAACUCUGUGAAGACCUCAUCUGGAAUAAAGACCCUGAGGCCACGGAGAAGCUCCUGCGCUAUGCUCAGACACAUGGCAAAGGAGGGAAGAAAGUCGUCCAGACUGAUGAGUGGAGGAAUGGCCCCAUCGAAGAACGCCUGGAAUAUGCCCUUGUGAAGGGUAUCGAAAAACACAUUAUUGAAGACACUGAGGAAGCCAGAUUAAACCAGGAAAAAUAUCCCCGGCCUCUGAAUAUAAUCGAAGGGCCUCUGAUGAAUGGCAUGAAAGUUGUUGGUGACCUUUUUGGAGCUGGAAAAAUGUUUCUACCUCAGGUUAUAAAGUCAGCUCGAGUCAUGAAGAAGGCUGUGGGCCACCUUAUUCCCUUCAUGGAAAAAGAAAGAGAAGAAAAUAAAAUGCAUGCUGGCACAGAAGAAGAAGAGGACCCUUAUCAGGGCACCAUUGUGUUGGCUACUGUGAAAGGCGAUGUGCAUGACAUAGGCAAGAACAUAGUCGGUGUGGUCCUUGGCUGCAAUAACUUCAGAGUUAUUGAUUUAGGAGUCAUGACUCCCUGUGACAAGAUCCUGAAAGCUGCUCUUGAUCACAAAGCAGAUAUAAUUGGCCUAUCAGGACUCAUUACUCCUUCCCUGGAUGAAAUGAUUUUUGUUGCCAAGGAAAUGGAGAGGUUGGCUAUAAAGAUUCCACUGUUGAUUGGAGGAGCAACCACAUCAAGUUUCUGGGAGAAUAAUUGGAAAAUAAAAGCCAGUCACCAGAUAUGCGUUCCCUUCUCCAACAACCCAACACGGCUAGUUAAAAUAGCUCCAAGAUACAGUGCGCCUGUAAUCCAUGUCCUGGAUGCGUCCAAGAGCGUAGUGGUGUGCUCACAACUAUUAGAUGAGAAUCUGAAGGAUGAAUAUUUUGAGGAGAUCAUGGAGGAAUAUGAAGAUAUUAGACAGGACCAUUACGAGUCUCUCAAGGAAAGAAGAUACUUAACCUUAAGUCAAGCUAGAAAAAACGGUUUCCAUAUUGACUGGCUGUCAGAGCCCCCUCCAGUGAAGCCCACGUUUCUUGGGACUCGGGUCUUCGAAGACUAUGACCUGCGGAAGCUGGUGGCCUACAUUGACUGGAAACCCUUCUUUGAUGUCUGGCAGCUCCGGGGCAAGUACCCGAAUCGAAGCUUCCCCAAGAUAUUUAAGGACAAAACUGUAGGCGAAGAGGCCAAAAAAGUCUAUGAUGACGCCCAGAACAUGCUGGAAGUGCUGAUCGAUCAGAAGAAGCUCCAAGCCAGGGGCGUGGUGGGGUUCUGGCCGGCGCAGAGCGUGGAAGAUGACAUCCACCUGUAUGCAGAGGACGCCACGCCGCAGGCUGCAGAGCCCAUAGCCAUCUUCCAUGGGCUAAGGCAGCAGGCCGAGAAGGACUCUGCCAGCACGGACGCGUACCACUGCCUCUCAGACUUCAUCGCUCCACUGCAUUCCGGUGUCCGCGACUACCUGGGCCUGUUUGCCGUCGCCUGCUUCGGUGUGGAGGAGCUGAGCAGGGCCUAUGAGCAGGAGUGUGACGACUACAGCAGCAUCAUGGUCAAGGCUUUGGGAGACCGACUGGCAGAGGCCUUCGCGGAGGAGCUGCAUGAGCGGGUCCGCAGGGAGCUGUGGGCCUACUGCCGCUGCGAGCAGCUGGACGUGGCCGACCUGCGGCGGCUGCGCUACGAGGGCAUCCGGCCGGCCCCCGGCUACCCCAGCCAGCCUGACCACAGUGAGAAGCUCACCAUGUGGAAGCUGGCCGACGUGGAGCAGUGCACGGGCAUUAAGUUAACGGAAUCCCUAGCGAUGGCACCUGCUUCAGCAGUAUCCGGCCUUUACUUCUCUAAUUUGAAGUCCAAAUACUUCUCAGUGGGGAAAAUUUCCAAGGAUCAGAUUGAGGAUUAUGCUCUGCGGAAGAACAUGUCUGUGGCUGAGGUUGAGAAAUGGCUGGGACCCAUUUUAGGAUACGACACAGAGUAACUUUUUUUUUUUUUUAAAUUCUUUUCUCUGCUUGAGGAUCCUCAAGGAAGCGUAGUGUAGAGUGCCUUUAAAAUGAACGGCAGCAGCAGACCCAGCAGCCCAGCUGCCCCUGGGCGACAUUCGUUCUGCUUCAGGCUUUGGAAGACCGUUCGGUGGAUGGAACCUUCCUGUGUCCUUGGAAAGCAAGUGGCUCCUUUCUAGGGGACCUUGAACCAAGAGCAGCACGCACAGCUCUGGGGGUUUUCCUGGCUGGUCCCUCUGGACGGGACAGGCUGGAGAUAGAGGUCUUUUGCAUUUCAAAGCAAGUCAGCUUGCUUUUUUCAUUUUUACUUUGCAUCUAGGAGGCCACUUGUUAUCUUUUUUUUUUUCCCCUUUCUCUUGCUCUUAAGAAGAAAAAGGCCCGAGACUUAGCUGAAUAGAGAAAUAUAGGGAAAAAAUGUGACCCCUGGCAAAAUCACUGUGUGUGCAGUGGGGCAUUUUAAUCUGAAUGGUUGCAAUAGUAGACUCUGACAGGGAAGAAGGUGUAAGUUUGCUCUCCCUCUGGAAGACCUUAUUUUCAUUUUCUGAAGUCCCGAUUACAUGGGACAGAAGGCCCGCUCUCACCGUUGACUGCUCAGAAAUGCUCAGGCUGUUUACCCUAGUGUGGCCAAACACUGGUGUUCUCGUAGGAUUUCAUGCUCCCUGCCCUGACGGGGGAGAAGGAGGUGGGGCGAGGUGGCUGCUCGGCGUGGUUAGCGUCUUUUGGCUGUUUUCCGGAAUUGAGAGGCCUUCUGCUGAGCUGGGGUGUCCCGUGCGGAGUUGGACGGAUGAGCAGCGUGACUCCACUCAAUACCCCCGUUUCUGUACCAACCCAGCUGCGGGUUCCCGCAGUGUAGGAACAGCACAGGGAAGUGUUACCGGUUGUUUCGGGGGAAACGGCGAAGAACAUGAACUUUGAAGGGAGACCUACCUGGAUUCACAUUCCAUCCUCGCCACUGCCUAUGCGACGCAGGCAAAUUGCCUCCACUCUCCAGCACUGUCUUCUCAUCUGUUAAAGCAGGGGCAGCGAUUCCAGUUCCUCCAUCAGGGGCCUGAGGGGCGGGUAGAUGAGGUGAUGCGCACAGGGCACGUGGCAGGGGCUCUGACUCAUGGUGGCUCCUGUGGGGCUCAGUGGGUAGCGCCUCCAAGCACAUGGUUAGUCUUCCUGGCAAGGGAAUAGACUAACAGGCAAGAUGAUACCAGGGGAUGCGGUUGAUAAUGACCAGUCUGACUGCCCUUGGUGCCCUUUCCUGAGAUUAGAUCCCUGUUUACACUGUGACUGGGACAGGGCAGCUGCCUCCGUGUCCUGUGAACCGGGAGUACUCACGUUUGGUGUGACAGCACUCUCCCUUGGCUCUCGUAGCUGGCCUUGCUUCCCAGAGCAGUUCUAGCAAGUGUAUGUUCAAGUGCAUUAGAGGCAAAGGGAGAAUAUCUUAGGAGAAGGAGAAGCCUCCGCAUCUGCGUUGUAUCCACGUGGACUUAGCGUGUAACGGGCCUUCAGCCGUCACUGGCCCUUGAAGCAAACACAGCUGUGUGCUUCUGUGGGUACCGUUAGUCUGUGCCUGACUGAGAACGGGACUCAGCUUCCCGGGACACUUAGUUGGAAGACUUACCUUCUGGUCCAUAACAGGUGUGUUAUUCUUGGUACCUUCCUCCAUGAGAAAGAGUGAUCUCCUCCGAAUAUUUGAGUGUAUUUCGUCAGAAUUAGUUGCUUAGAGUCUCCUGAUGGCACUGAGUAUUUACCAUCUCUUCCCUUAGCUGGUGAUGUGGCAGAAUGGCUUCCUUGAAUGUAUCAUUCAUCUGAUCCCACGAGGGAUGCCUUUUUUUUUUUUUCUCCAAAGACAAAAACAGCCAAAAAGUUUGAGCGCCUGCAUAUUCAUGAAAGAAUGUAAAAUGCAAAUAGAAAACCCCUCCCUUGUACAUGUCACACCCUAGGAAAGCAGGUAGGUGGCUGUGCUGAAUGCAGGGUCCCUUCUGUGUCGGAGCCUAUCCACGCAGAACCUCUUCAGGUCAUCACCGUCAAUGGCUGUCCCGUGAACCCACUUGCUGUCACCAUUUUCACCAAAGAUGCCACAUUAUUUUUCCCUCUAAAGAGGUGCUUGUUCAGGAUCUUCCUCUCUCUGUUGCUUGCUGUGCUGUCCGCACUGAGGAGCCUGGUUUGUGGGGUAGUGGGGAGGUUGGGUGUAGGACAACCCAUUUCUCUUUGGAGAUGUUCUCCUCUGUCCUCCCUGCACUCACAGCCAACUCACGUAGAGAACAGUCUUUUUGUUUCUUUUUGGCACACCCUCAACAGAUACUAAGUAUCUACUGCUCCCUCUUUCUCUCCUGAACCCAGUGAAGUUGGGUUUUUACCUGCCUCUUCUGGCAUCAGUGACCCCUCAGAGGUUAGACCCAGUGGCCUUCCCAGUGAUUGUCAUCUGCUUGGGCUUGGACAAUACUGACCCACUUUUUCAAAACUCACCUUUCCCUACUUUCCUCUUGGCAUCACUCUCUGGUUAUCCUUCUGUGUUUUGGUCAUUUCUCAGCCAUUUUCAUACUUUUUUUCUUCCUCUGCCCAUUUAAAUCCUGGUGUGCUCUAGGGCCUGUCAUUGGUGACCUCCUUAGCACAUGUAGUUUCACUGGGCGAUCUCAUGGAGUCAGUAUUCCCAUCUGAGCUCCGUCAUGAAGAGCACAGCAUAUAUCCAACAGCCCCGGACAGAUGGACACCUCAAACCCUAUGUGUCUUGUCUCAUUCCUCUGCAAUUAUAAAAUUCAGUCGUGAAGAAUGGUGCUACCACUCCAGGACCAAACCUCACAGCCUGUAUCACCUUUGGCUUGGACUGUUCCAGGGAUUUGGAAAGUGAGCAUGGGAAACACACACUUAGCCUACUUUAGUCGGGACAGCAGUUGAGACACUUUGGGAAGGCAAUGCUUAGAUGAAGGCCUGACUUGGGACUUGAAGAAUAAAGAUAAAGCAAGGUAGGAACAAAAGAAGAGCUGUCUGUGUUCACGAGCAGGGAUAUGAAGGAUUGUAAAGGUAUCCGGUCUCCCCAAAUUGAUCUGUAGGUUCAGUGCCAUUUCCAACAGAAAUUAUAAUAGAGGCUGUGUUCAGGGUGACAAGCAGAUACUUAAAUUUAUACGGAAAAGGAAAUGAUUAAGAAUAGCUGAGUGCUUCCAGAUACGAAGACAGGGUUACGAGUCAGUAGUUGUGUUGUGUGUGGUGCAGAGGUGGGCAUUCCAAGCAGGGAUGUGAAAUGGGGAGCCACAGAAUAACUAUGUGUGUCUUGACCUUUAUGACAUGGCGGAGGUGGCUUGGCACAUCCGGGAGGACAGGCAGGGUGACCACACAGGGUGCUGUGACGAUGCUUAUCUGAAGGAAAAAGAUGAGAUCUGGUUUCUGCCACACAAGUUAUCCAGCCAUCAAUUCCAAAUAUAUUAAGGUCUUAAAUAAAAAAAUAUAUAUGUUUCAGUGUUUGCAUGAACAAGCCUUAGGGCAGGAAAGAAUCCCUUGAGACAUAAAGCACUAACCACACAAGGAAAAGAUGGUUACAUCAACCUUUUUUUGUUUUUGGUUUUUUUAAAGACGGAUGUUAAGGUAAUAAACAAUGGAAAGGAGCAAAAAGACAAGCCAUGACUUGAGAUCUUUGUAUUACACUUAAACUGACAAAGGAUUAGUAAGCAGAACAGAUAGAGGGUUCCUAUUUAAGAAAAAAAGAAACUGGGCAGAAUUAGACCAGGAAAGGCAUUUCCCAGAAGAGGAAAUACAUGUGGCUUACAGAAACAUGUUGCACAGCAUCGGAGAUCAGAAAUACGAAUGAACACAACAAUGAGAUCUCAUUUUUUAUACCCAUGAGGUUUGAGGAAGUUCAGGAGCCUGAUAUGGGAUGCCGAAACAGCUGCGGCCAGUGACCAGGCACCUGUGCCUUAGAAAACUACGCUCCCCCACCAGAGUGGAACUCCUGCAGUGCCUUAGGAUCUGGCUUCCAACUCAGACUCCCUCUUGGGGAUCUAACAGAUUUGCACACCUGCACCCGGAGGUGUGGGCGAGAACGUUCAUGGUAACAUCUUCAUAAGAAUCAAGAACCGAAAAACCCAAAAUGUCCAUCUGUCUCUAGGGAGAUGGAUACAUAAGCAAGGUAUAUUCACGCUGAGGGGUAUUAAAUUCAGUGGUGGGAAUGAAUGAACCGCAGCUGUAUGGGACAAUAAGAGUGAAUCUCAGAAAAUAAGCAACCAAAGCAGAUUCCAGAAGACCACAUGUUACGAUGCUAUUUUUAUGGAGCCCCCAAACAAGCAAAACCAAAGAAUAUGCUGUCUAACCAUAUGUAAACAGUAAAACUGUUGUGUUUAAAAAAAAAAAAUAAAAACAAUAAACCAAAAUUUAGCAGCAUAAUUAACCCUGAGGGGGGAAGCGGAGCGGAUUGUAGAGGGAUACGUGGGUGGAUGCAGUUAUUAGUAAUACUCAGUUCUUGGGUUGAGUGAUAGGUUUAUGUAUGCCUUGUAACAGAGUUUUAUGUGUUAAAUGUAUUUAAUGCAUGUAUUAAGUGUAUUUUAAAUAAAGACAGAAUAAUAAGUG
This is a messenger RNA of Mustela erminea (ermine), 8933 nucleotides long. RefSeq names its product 5-methyltetrahydrofolate-homocysteine methyltransferase (gene MTR). Gene Ontology annotation, molecular function: zinc ion binding; cobalamin binding; methionine synthase activity. Bases 503 to 4363 code for a protein of 1286 amino acids. The transcript has 34 exons. Lineage: Eukaryota; Metazoa; Chordata; Mammalia; Carnivora; Mustelidae. The record is from RefSeq and is a predicted model, not a curated record. Gene Ontology annotation, biological process: pteridine-containing compound metabolic process.